AUGUCCCUACUCUGGCUUGUGGGGGUAGCAUGCUGUCUCACAGCACAGCCAGAGACCCUGCCUGCCAGUGCAUUGAGUAUUGACUCUGAGAAGGCCAAUGACUUCCUCCACCACUCCCGACCCAAGAGGAACGUGGACCCACGCUGGUACCGAUCCUCUCCAGACUUCCAGUCCUACUACCGCUACUACACAAGCAUCGGCCACACAGAGGGGCUCUAUGAGAUUGACAGGCUCAGGAUGCUGUACCAGCAGAUGCGCCACCUGGAGCAUGUGUACGGCCCCAAUGCCUCCUAUUACCAGAACAAGCUGGGCAUGCCCACCCUGAGGUGUGAUCCAUCGAAGGACAAGAAGUGCCCAGUCCUCCCACCGCCACCCCAGAAAGGCCCCGCUCCACCACCCAUGAAGGGUCCCCCACCACCAGCCCCACAGAAGGUGCUCCAUCCCCCGCCUCCUAUCUCACAUGAUGCUGAUGUGAUCUACCUGUGCAACGCCAAGGACCCCCUGUGCAAGCCCCACAUUGUCUACCUGCCAACCGGUGCCGUUCCAGUGCUUUGUGACCCUCGUUACCACCCGUCCUGCAAACUCCACAAAGUACCCCCUCCCACCUUUCCACCCUUGCCUCCUCCUCCUCCCAAAAAGUCGGAGCCCCUCCCUCCGCCCGCGCCAAUUCGCUACAAGGGCAUGGAGUACGACUGUGACCCCUACUGGGAUCCCGACUGUUUGAUUGACCACCCACCACGGCCAAUCAAAGGCAAGGUUAUGCCACCUCCACCGCCACCACCCCCCGAGGAGGAAGAGGAAGAGCCUGAGGUAGAGGAGCCACCACCGCCAGCACCAGUGGCCAAAAAACACCCGUACCCAUACCACUACCCCUACCCCUACCCCUACCAGCACGAGCUGUACGACCCGUACCUUCACUCCUACCCAGGCCCGGCCCCAGACAAUGAGUAGAGCCUGCCACCACUGAACGGCAAGCAGAAG
Sardina pilchardus (European sardine) is the source of this 981-nucleotide messenger RNA. RefSeq lists its product as uncharacterized. NCBI's taxonomy places the organism in Eukaryota, Metazoa, Chordata, Actinopteri, Clupeiformes, Clupeidae. The transcript has 3 exons. The record is from RefSeq and is a predicted model, not a curated record. The coding region runs from base 1 to 951 and encodes 316 amino acids.